AUGGUCCUGCGGCACACCCAAGGCUGGACGGACCCUAGCCGUCCUGUCCUCAGUACCCCCUUGAGCCCACUUCUAAUUCGGUGGCUGGCGGAAUACAAUCCGCUGAGGUGUGGAGGAGGUCCCGCACCUUCACCUGCAGAACAGGUGCAGACAGAUGUCAAAGAAACUGUUUCCAACGCCAUCCCCUUUUCCUCUUCACUGUACAACCUGUCCACACCAUGGCGCUGUGCUGGCGAUAGAAGACACGAGUGUUCGGAGAACCUUUGGACCGAAGACUGUCGCCUUUCUGGCCAGGUCCCCUGUUGGACCCUGGUUCCCCGAGGCACAUGGGAGUGGGAUGGAUUGAUCCUGCCUGGGCUGCGGCCUCUACUCUGUUCUCCCUCUUUUCUUGCCUUCCCUGAUUCUCGUCGGCCCAGGUUUUCCUUGGUCUGGCUCACAGUCCUCCAGAACGUCCUUCACAGCAAAUGUUUCCCAGUUCGUCCAGGACCACCUUGGCGGGGACGUAGGAAUCCCUGGACGAGGCUUGGACUCCGGCACAGGCCCUCCUAUGGUUUCAGCAAUGCUGAGAAGCCGAAGGCCCUGGUCUUGGAGACCAGGACAGGGCCCUGGGAGGCCCAGGUCGAAAGGGGGCCAGUCAGCUCAUGGGGCGAGGGAAUGUCCUGCUCACACCCUCCACUGGGGUCUCAGAAUCAAAUCAGAGAGCAGUCCCGAGUGCCCACCUCAAGGUCUGAAGCGCCUCCUCCUCCACCCAGACCCGUACACGAAGUGGGCUGAAGGAGGCACUGAGGUCAGGACUGUCAGGGUCCUGCGCUGCUGGUCGCACGCAGCCUUCUUCCCCGGGCCGCAGCCAGCACGGCCUCCACCGUUUUCCUAUGGGCCCUGAGAGCCCUGACGUUGCGGCAGCGCCAGCCGGGCACGCGAAUGCGCAUGCGCCAGGCGCGCGUCACCAGGCGCGACGGCUGAGCCGGGGCUCGCGUCACAGUGACAGCCACCGUUGCCUGGGGACGGGCCCUAGCGGCUUGGCGGAGCUGGAGCCCUCCCUGGCAGUGCGUCGCGCUGGGCUAUGGCCCCCUCCUCUCCGGGGGAUCGUCGCCUUGGUACCCCGACCCUAGGAGUCGGGCAGGGCAGAACCAGGCUAAAGAAACGUCCAGCGUAGCUUCAAGGAUGCACCGCGUCAUCCCUAUCGGAUCUCCCCGACGCGUCAGGCCUGCCUAGACGGUGUUGGGAGCGCGUCUCCUUGAACGUUGUCCCGCCUGGGAUUGCGAGGAAUUAUCCGAUGAAAAGUAGAAGAGGUUGAAUGACUUUCAGUGGCCUUUUCUUCACAGGGCUCACCUGAAACUUCAUGUACCAUUGCACUUCCUGAGAAGCUGUCCCCAAUCCCAGGCUCCUAGCAAUGCUGUUCCAGUAAUCUCUCUUCUGUAAGACAGCCACUCCACCCACUGCAGUCUACAAGGAAAGCCUCCAUAGCUCUGAUUAUUCAGUAAGAACAGUCUCAGGAAAACAGGACCUUCAACAGAGAUAAGAGAAUUAAAAUAUGCAGACUAACAACUCUGGGAAUGGGCUGACCAGCCUGAUAAGAAUAGGCUGAUGGCACCUACAGAAGGCCACAAAACACUGACCAAGAAAGCAAUGACCAACAAAGCAAUGACCUGAGACUGCACAUUUCACAAGAAUGUUUUGAUCAUCAUUUUUUCUAAUUUCCCUUAAAAACCCCUGAUAUGGAGACAGAACUCGGCGGUCUUUGAACACUAGUUCACUGCCUCCCCUGGGUUGUUGGAUUCCUGAAUAAAGCUAACCAUCCUUUCA
Molecule: messenger RNA, 1806 nt
Organism: Pan troglodytes (chimpanzee)
Lineage: Eukaryota; Metazoa; Chordata; Mammalia; Primates; Hominidae
Exons: 8
Coding region: 1-774 (257 amino acids)
Source: RefSeq, a predicted model, not a curated record